This is a messenger RNA of Cryptomeria japonica (Japanese cedar), 2199 nucleotides long. Its product is annotated as hydroxymethylglutaryl-CoA synthase. The record is from RefSeq and is a predicted model, not a curated record. Gene Ontology annotation, molecular function: hydroxymethylglutaryl-CoA synthase activity. Bases 312 to 1730 code for a protein of 472 amino acids. The transcript has 12 exons. Gene Ontology annotation, biological process: acetyl-CoA metabolic process. Lineage: Eukaryota; Viridiplantae; Streptophyta; Pinopsida; Cupressales; Cupressaceae.
AAUCCAGUGUAAGGAAAAAGUUCUGUCUUCGAUUGAGGACAAAUACUUGAUUUCGAUUUCCUUGGAAAAUCGGAUGAGAGUCGAUUACGUCUUCGAUUGAGGACAAAUACUUGAUUUCCCUUGUUUUUCCAUCACAAGAAGUAGGUAGGCAUUCAAACUCAAAAUCGUCAAUAGUCUGCACACACGUGCGGGAGCUCCUAUUUAAGCAUGUCGAAUGUAGAAGAAAAGCAAAGCAAUUGCAAGCGGAGGAGCAAUAAAAUCUGACGUCUGACGCUUCUUUCCUUGCCGUAAAAUUUCUGUGCUAGAAGAAAAUGGAUUCUCAUCCAAAGAAUGUUGGGAUUUUAGCCAUGGAGGUCUACUUUCCCACUACGUGUGUUCAACAGGAUGCCAUGGAAACUUUUGAUGGAGUAAGUAAAGGAAAAUAUACAAUUGGCCUUGGACAAGACUGCAUGACUUUCUGCACAGAUUUGGAAGAUGUGAUUUCUAUGAGCUUGACAGUUUUAACAUCUCUUUUGGAAAAAUAUGCUAUUGAUCCUAAACAAAUUGGUCGCCUAGAAGUCGGCAGUGAAACUGUUAUCGAUAAGAGCAAGUCGAUAAAGACUUGGUUGAUGUCAAUUUUUGAGAAGUGUGGCAAUACUGAAAUUGAAGGUGUGGACUCAACUAAUGCAUGCUAUGGUGGAACUGCUGCUCUAUUGAACUGUGUUAACUGGGUUGAAAGUAGUUCUUGGGAUGGGCGAUAUGGUGUUGUUGUAGCUACAGAUAGCGCAGUCUAUGCUGAGGGAUCGGCUCGGCCUACAGGAGGAGCAGCUGCUAUUGCUAUGUUGAUAGGACCCAAUUCUCCAAUGGCAUUUGAGAGCAAAUACAGGGGAACCCACAUGGGUCAUGCAUAUGACUUCUAUAAGCCCAAUCUUGCUAGCGAGUAUCCGGUUGUAGAUGGAAAGCUUUCGCAAAAUUGCUAUCUAAUGGCACUUGACUCCUGCUACAAACGACUUUGUAACAAGUUUGAAAAGGAGGAAAAAAGACAGUUUUCUCUUUUAGAUGCAGAUUAUGUUGCAUUUCACUCUCCAUACAAUAAGCUUGUGCAAAAGAGCUUUGCUCGACUAUUGUUCAAUGAUUUUUCCAGACAUGCCAGUUCUGUUGGGAGGGAUGUACAAGAGAAACUAGAACCCUAUGCUAGCUUGUCUGAAGAAGAGAGCUACAAUAGCCGUGAACUUGAAAAGGUUUCUCAGCAGGUUGCAAAGCCACUGUAUGAUGCAAAAGUCCAACCAUCAACCUUCUUACCAAAGCUGGUGGGCAACAUGUAUACGGCAUCUCUUUAUGCAGCAUUUGCCUCCAUUAUACAUAACAAGCAUAAGUCACUGGAAGGUCAAAGGGUGUUAAUGUUCUCUUAUGGAAGUGGUCUUGCUUCAACAAUGUUCUCUCUUAAAAUUCGGGAAGGUCAGCACCCUUUUACUAUUGCAAACAUUGCAAAAGUUAUGGAUCUCCAAAGCAAGCUUGAUUCCCGACAUGAGUUUUCCCCCGAAGAUUUUGUGGACAACCUGAAGCUGAUGGAGACUCGAUACGGAGCGAAGGACUUCGUUUCUCAUUCUCAACAUAAAUUUUUAAGGCCCGGGACCUUUUAUUUAACCAAAGUGGAUUUAAUGUACCGGAGAUUCUAUGCUCAAAAGUUAAUUAACACCAACGACAACUGUGAGAAGGAAAAGAUUGCGAAUGGUACUUUCCACGGUUAAUUGUAAUACAUUUAAGGCUGAGGUAGUCUUGUUGGGCUUACAUAAAAUAUAGAAGAGAUGCUGGCCAACGUUUUCCAUUGUAAAGCAUCGUUCCUGAGCCUUUCCCUCUGUCUAUUAUUUAUUUGAAAAAUAAACAUGGCAAUGCUGUUAGAAAAAAUAUUUUUGAAUAAUAUUCACCUUCCUGGUUUUAAAUUUUAAGAAUGGAAGGAGCAUUAAGAGAAAAUGCUGUAUCAAGCUUGGCCAUUGCCAAAUUACAACAGUGAGUAGUCCAUUGUAGGUUUGUAUGGGUACUCGGUUGAUCUAGUUCAAUGUAUUUUUCUUUCGGCUAUCUGUUUUCUACUUCAAUUCAAUAUAAAAAAGGCUUGACCAUUGCCCUGGUAUUUUUCUUUCAGCUAUCUGUUGUAGCUGUCGUUCUUUGUAAUUCUACUUUAAUUCAAUAUAAAAAAGGCUUGGCCAUUGCCCUGGUUAA